Rhineura floridana is the source of this 2093-nucleotide messenger RNA. RefSeq names its product ubiquitin conjugating enzyme E2 J1 (gene UBE2J1). The transcript has 8 exons. The coding region runs from base 353 to 1309 and encodes 318 amino acids. NCBI's taxonomy places the organism in Eukaryota, Metazoa, Chordata, Lepidosauria, Squamata, Rhineuridae. The record is from RefSeq and is a predicted model, not a curated record.
GCGGAGGUGUUUGUUCCGGCCGGAAUCCUCAGAAGAGUGAAGCCGGGUGGCAGCUUGAGGACGCUACUGUUCCCUUUCGGAAAGGAGAGCAAAGUGCCGCCGCCUCCUUCUCCGGAACCCACAGGCAGAGCCACCGCCACGUCAAGGGAGUUUCCCGGCAGCUGCGAAGAAACGGGGUGGGGGUUGGUUGCCGCCUCCUCCCGCCCCUUCCACCGUCUCGCCUCGCCACCGCGGCUGUUGUUCGCUGCCCGGUCGAGGAAUCAGCUAUACGUGGCCCGGGUUGAGCGUCCCUGUCCGGGGGAGGGGCGGCCGAAGGAGGGUGUAAGAGGGAAGAAGCAUUCCAGGCACCGUCAUGGAGACUCGCUACAAUCUCAAAAGCCCGGCUGUAAAGCGUUUAAUGAAAGAAGCUGCUGAACUGAAGGAUCCAACAGACCAUUAUCAUGCACAGCCUUUAGAGGACAACCUUUUUGAGUGGCAUUUCACUGUCAGAGGUCCUCCAGAUUCAGAUUUUGAUGGUGGAGUUUAUCAUGGAAGAAUAGUACUACCACCUGAGUAUCCUAUGAAACCACCAAGUAUUAUACUGUUAACGGCCAAUGGCAGGUUUGAAGUGGGAAAGAAAAUUUGCUUAAGCAUCUCAGGGCAUCAUCCUGAAACAUGGCAACCAUCAUGGAGCAUAAGAACUGCCUUGCUUGCCAUUAUUGGAUUUAUGCCAACAAAAGGGGAGGGAGCCAUAGGGUCUCUAGACUACACACCUGAGGAAAGAAGAGCACUUGCUAAGAAGUCUCAGGAUUUCUAUUGUGAAGGAUGUGGAUCACUUAUGAAGGAAGCCCUCUUACCAUUAACGUCUGGAAGUGCCUCAAGCCAGGCUGACAAAGAGGCCAAGGAACUUGCUAGGCAAAUUAGUUUCAAGGCUGAAGUUAAUUCAUCUAGGAAAUCUGUUGCUGAACCUGCAGACUUAUCAGGAUUUCACCACUUGGCCAGUUCACCUGAACACCAACAAGAAAAUGCAACUUCAACAUUCCAGGCCACAAUCCCCAGUGAAGUAUCUGAAAAUCAGACCAACUCAGCCACCUCAAGUCAAGAACAACAUACCCAGCCUGCAUCAAAUAAUACUUCUAUGAGCCCACGCCAGCGGCCUGCACAACAAAGAAGGGUGCCAACUUCAACCAACUUCAAUCAGGUUCAACAGCCAAGAGUCAACUCAGACCACAUGGGAUCAAAUGUGCUGAUUCUCCUUCUUGUUUUAGCACUGGCAGCUCUUAUAUUUAGGCGUAUAUAUCUAGCCAAUGAGUAUAUAUUUGAGUUAUGAGUUUCUGUCAUUCUUAGGAGCUGUGACUUGAAUGUUUUAUUAAAAUGUUAUAUGUUGGAUAUGUCAUGAAGAUUGUUUACAUGAAAUUACUUUUUGUAUUUUCUCAUUUUAAGUCUGAAUUUAAGGUACCAUGAGGUACAUUAUUAUCUGCAAGAAAAGCUUACCUUGAUAUUGGUGUAAAAGUGGACUAUUAAUGAUCUUUACAAACUGAGCGGAUAACCUGAUGUGUGGAAUAUAUAUCUGUAUUAGCAGGAUAUUUAAGGAGUGAGAGAGCUGAAUGCAUCACUCAUGAGCUUUGGUGGGUUAUUUUAACUGACAGAAACACAAAAUUGUGAUUUUAUGGUGUGGAGGAGCAUGAAUAAUUAUUCAUUUUUAGAGUGACUAUAAAUGAAUUACUUGAGUGAGGGCUUUUUAAACUGAAAUGCAGGCAUGUUUGCAUAUGUUAGUAAACGUUAAUAAAUUGAGCUGAGAGGGGAAGUUGUUAAUCUUUUAGAUUUGUUUCCUACACAACAAUUCAGGAAAAAAAUCCCUUAAAUGUUAGGGGUUUUAUCUUCUGUGAGACAGAGGGGCUAGAACAUUGUUAGCUUUUCUUUUUAGUUUUAAUUGUCCAGAAGUGAGAAUAAUCUUCUGUGAGAUUUGAAUGUCAUUUUCUGAUAUUCAAUUGGGUAUAUAUUAAUUUUUUUUUAUUUGAAGAUUCUGGAAAUAGUUUAUAAAUAUGUAAUAUUUACCCAGAGCUUAUUGACUAUGACUUAUUCCAGAAAUAUACAUAAAGCAUUGAAUUGAU